This is a messenger RNA of Phycodurus eques (leafy seadragon), 1484 nucleotides long. Its product is annotated as coxsackievirus and adenovirus receptor homolog. Gene Ontology annotation, molecular function: cell adhesion molecule binding. Gene Ontology annotation, biological process: homotypic cell-cell adhesion. The transcript is spliced from 2 exons. Lineage: Eukaryota; Metazoa; Chordata; Actinopteri; Syngnathiformes; Syngnathidae. The coding region runs from base 526 to 1077 and encodes 183 amino acids. Gene Ontology annotation, cellular component: bicellular tight junction; basolateral plasma membrane; intercalated disc. The record is from RefSeq and is a predicted model, not a curated record.
UUUAGGGAAAAUAAUUUUUUUUUUAAACACACGCACACAAAAAUAAGUACUCACCAGGGAAGGAAAUUAAAGCUAUCUUUCUCCGCAGCAGCGCCGCCACAAAUUGUCGAAUGUCGAGAAAGAAAGCAAGCCGAGAACGCAAGGAACACUUGUCCUUGCGUUGCAAUGGGCGGUCCCAAUUCAAAUUUCGAAUCAAACAUUUGUUUUGACUUCGUGAAUGACAAAGUGAAACUAUUACUUCAUCUUAGCAAAAAAUAAAAAGUACAUGUAUAAGAUUUGUUUUAGAAAAUUAAAUGUAUAAAACAAUAAAUAGGUUGCACGAAAGAAGGGGUUGAGAGCGCAGAAUAUACGUCAUCAUCCUUUUGAUCUCUUUGAUACCUUGUUCUCCUCCCUCCUAUAAAAGUACUGAUGGGAUUUCACUGUGAUUUCACGUAAGCGCCGGUGAAGAACAGUGUUGAUCUAGUCGGAGUGCGUCUUCCUCCCUUCUUUGGAAAAGUUCAGCAGUGUGCACAACCCAAGGCGAGGAUGCGGUGCCUCCUUAGUUUUUUUGUCCUCCUGGGAGCGCUUUGCUGCAUUGGUCCAGCGAGCGCUCUGAUUAUCAGCAUGAGCCAGAGCCGCUACUAUGCCGCCAGGGGGUCAAAUGUCAGGCUGGCCUGCCAGUACACACUCGCCCUGGACGUCACGCAGUACAUGGAGAUCAUAUGGAGUGUUGUGUCUGCGAAGGAAGAUGAGAAAACCAUCCUUUGGUUUACUGACGGCCGCUUGAAUGCUGAUCUGUACAAACCUCUGGAGGGGAGGGUCCACUUCACGUCAUCCGAUCCCCAAAACGGAGACGCUUCCAUCAUCAUCUCAGAUGUUCGACUCUCAGACUCCGAGACCUACCGGUGCUUUGUGAAGAACUUACCUGAAUUGGACCAUCAGAAAAUGGACCUGACGGUCGUGGAUCCGCUGUCCCGACAAACCGACAAUCCGGUCUCGCUGACGACUACCGCUGUCGCUGCAAUCGCAGUCUUUGUCACUAUCACAGUGCUCGGCGCUGUCGCCAUUGCUGUCGCCUUCUCUUGUUACCGAAAAUAGAAAUCCCUGGAAACCAGCAAAAUAACCAGUUCAGGGUGUACCCCGCCUCCUGCCCGAUGACUGCUGGGAUAGGCUCUAGCACGCCCGCGACCCUAGUGAGGAGAAGCGGCUCAUAAAAUGGAUGGAUGAUCUCUUCUUUGGUGUGACAGCACAAAGAUGUGAUGACGUCCGCGUUUGGCAUUUGCCCACCAACAGUGUUUUGAUUUGCAUUUCUCUUCUCUCAAAUGUUCACAUUGUUUAAUGUUAUAUUUCAUUUUUGACCACAACAGCAUUUUGAUUAGCGUUUUAAAUAUGUUCAACUUCAUUUUCAAUUAUAAAUGUCAGUUGUCUUUUGUACUGUGAAGUCUUGAUACACUUGUAAAUGUUGACAUAAAGGCCUGAAAAUUCAAAGGCUGCUUUAUAAAGAA